Messenger RNA from Agelaius phoeniceus (red-winged blackbird), 666 nucleotides. RefSeq names its product microtubule associated protein 1 light chain 3 gamma (gene MAP1LC3C). The record is from RefSeq and is a predicted model, not a curated record. Gene Ontology annotation, biological process: autophagy. Lineage: Eukaryota; Metazoa; Chordata; Aves; Passeriformes; Icteridae.
AUGCGGGCGGCGCCCGGGGCGCAGCCGGAUCGGCCCUUCAAGCUCAGGAAGAGUCUCGCCAGCCGGCGGGAAGAAGUAGCAGGGAUCCGAGCCAAGUUCCCGACAAAAAUCCCGGUAAUUGUUGAGAGAUACCAUAAAGAGAAAUACCUUCCUGUCUUGGACAAAACCAAGUUUCUGGUUCCCGAGGAGCUGACCAUGGCACAGUUCAUAACCAUCAUCAGAAGCAGGAUGGCUCUGACAGCUACACAAGCUUUCUACCUGCUGGUGAACAACAAAAGCCUAGCCAGUAUGUCCUUGACAAUGGCAGAAGUGUACAGGGACUACAAAGAUGAAGAUGGCUUUGUGUAUAUGACCUAUGCUUCCCAGGAGAUGUUUGGAUGCUUAUUACCCACUGCCCAAGGGAAAACUGUGGAAUGCUUUCAGAAAAUCUAAGAUUGGGUUCAUAUGCUGCAGCAAAGCAGUUUGCUCUGAAUCAUGCCUGUGACAUGAACCUUGGAGAUGCUCCUUCCAGUGUGAGCUCUUGAGCUCUGUAGUGGGAGUUAUGACCCAAAAGCUGGCAGGACCAGCUUAAGACAGAAAAGGUGGUACACUUUCCCUAGGUAAUAAUUUGGAUAUCUAUUUUUAUAUUUGAAGACACUAUGGGUUAGGUUUUUUUUUGUCUUUUGA